Molecule: messenger RNA, 5709 nt
Organism: Aphidius gifuensis
Lineage: Eukaryota; Metazoa; Arthropoda; Insecta; Hymenoptera; Braconidae
Product: cytospin-A
Exons: 9
Coding region: 1853-5665 (1270 amino acids)
Biological process (GO): actin cytoskeleton organization
Cellular component (GO): filamentous actin; microtubule organizing center
Molecular function (GO): protein binding
Source: RefSeq, a predicted model, not a curated record
GCCGCCACGAAAAUCUCAUCAGUCCCCUCGACAGUCCCUGCCAGUCCCGCAACACAAACUAAACUCGUCUUACCAAUUAUUCAUUGUGUUUGUCUUAAUAUUACACUAUUAUUUUGUGUAUUUAUAUUUAAUUAUCAAAUUAAUGACAAUUACAAAUUAUGUGUGUUUUAAUUGCUUAAAUGUUUUUAAUAAUUUAAUCAUUUAAAAUGCCUAAAAUUAGUGCUAAUAAUGAGUACACAUAAAUGUGGAUAUUAUUUGAUGUUAUUGUUAUUAUAUUGAUUGAUCAAAGAAAUAGAAAAAUAGUGAUAAAAAAGUAUAUUAAAUAAAUAUGAGAUAGAUUAACUCCGAGGAGUAGUUUUUUUUUUGUUCUAUUUUGUGUUGUUAAUGUUGUCUCAUUCAAUGAAUGAGGAAAUAAAAAAUGAUUUGUUCGUGACAAUGUCAAUCUUAUCAUUUGGUUUAUUAAACAAUUUUUUGACGAGCAAAGACAACGUUGCAUUCCGACGGGUUUCGUUGUCGUUGUCGUUGUCGUCGUCGUCGUCAUCGUGAACGACCUCUCACGAUCAACUCUAACUGGCCAACUUGGAUGCAUCCAAAGUACCGUACAAUAUAGCCAAUUAAUAAUAAAUUUAUCAAUUUCUAUUUUUUUUUUAAUAUUUGCCAAAUAUUUAUUUUUAUAUAUAUUGUAAUUUAUUUAAAAUUUCAUAUUAGUUUUACUGUGAUUUUAUCUUUAUGAUAAUUUAUCCUGAUUUUUUUUUUUUUCCUAGUUGAUUUUUAAAAAAAAUAAUUCAUAAAGUGUGAUAAAAACAAUUAAAAAAUUAAUUAGUGAUUAUUGUGUUAUUAAUUUUAUUUUAUGAAAAUUAAAUCAUUUAAUUAAUUUUACAUUAUUUAUGGCUGAGUAUAUUAAAAUAAUGUGAAAGCUGUGAAAAGAUACUCGACUUGAAUUAGCCACUCCUUUAAACAUUUUUUUUUUUUUUUUAUAAUUUUAUUGAACGUAUUUAUUUUUUUUCUCUCAUUAAUGCUUCUUGCCUGCAACAAGUGUUUAGAAACAAAAAAAAAAAAUAACGUCACAAACUUGAAUGCACUCAUUCGUAACGUUAGAAAUCAAGAUAAUAUUUUUUCGAAAAAAAAUAAAAAAACUAUUUUAAAUAAUCAACUUAAUAAAGCAAAUUUUGUGAGUGAAUUUAAAUGAACUAAAGUGAUUUAAAUUAAAUAUAAAUUAAAGCUAUAAAAAAAUUAAAUUUAUAAACAGUGAUGAUAUACGAGUGUCAUUGAGACACUGAAGUUUACAUUGAGAAUAUGAGAAUAAACGUAAAUACAUUAUUUGGCAAAUGUAUUAAUUCAAGUGUACAUAUAUAUAUUUUAAUAAACACAAUUACAAUUUUUGUAUGAACAAGUAUUAACGAUAUAUAUACACGAAACCAAGUUGUUCGAUUUCUCAUCGUUAUCAUUUUGCUAACAUCAAAAGAUAAGCAACACGAGAACUCUAAAUAUAAAAGAAAAAAAAAAUUUUAUAAAAUGUUAAAUCGUUAAAUUAAUAUAAUACGUGUCUUAUUUUUUAUUAUAUUUUCAUCUAAAAUUAAUAAUAAUAAAGUGUUGAUAAUUAUAAAUAAAAAAUAUAUUAUUCAAUUGAUAAUGGUGGAGAGCAUAUCUGAUGAUAGAAAAAUUACAAAGAGUUAAAUGAUUAAAUUGAUGACGUCAGUUAAAUAUUAAUAGUACUUCUCGACCAGUGAUAUAUUUAGACAACUUAAUAAUUGUCAUGAAUUUAUUAAAGUGAAAUAAAUAAUAAUAAUAAAGAUAUUCUAAAAAAAUUCUAAAAAGUGCAGUUGAAUUUUUUUAGAAUAGAGAAGUGACCAUGAUGAAGUUCAAAUCGCUGUUUCGAAGAGGACAACAAAGCCACUUGCCCCAUCAGCAACAGCAAACGGGUCAUCCUCAGCCCCAUCAACAAAUUCAACAACAACAACACCAACAACAUCAACAGCAUCAUCAACAACAGCAACAGCAACAACAACAGGUGGCACAAGGUGUUUUACAUCAACGACAAACAGCAAGUGCAUCAUCAUUAGAUACUAAAACAGACAAUCAUCAAAACGUUGCUUGGCAAAAUUCAAUAAAAGCAAAUAAAGUUAAUACAAAAGCUAAUAAUAAUACGAAAAUAAACAGAAUGCAGGAGCUCGAGCGAGAGCUCGAGCUCUUACGAAAAGAAAAAAAUAGACUUGAAGCUAAUUUAAAAGAAAGUGCUAUUGAUGCUAAACAUCUUCAUGAUCUUCGUAAAGAAAUUGCAUAUUUAAAGGAACAACACAGUCUGGAGGUUGAACGUCUAACAGAGGACAAUCAGGUGUUACGUGCACGUCUUCGUGAUGUUGCACAUUCGCCAUUGUCUGAUGCUGAAAAACAUCAAUUAUUAUUGGAUGCAACAAGAAUGCAUGAUACAUCUCAACAACAAGUACAGAAUGAAAUAUCACAAAAUACUGGAUCAACUACAACAACAGCUACAACAACAACAACAACAUCACCAACAACAGCAGGAACAACAACAACAAAUUGUGACAAUCCAAGAUGUACAACACCAGAAUGGGAUAAACGUUCAUCAAGUUCAGUGUCUGGUGUAUCAGUUGCAUGUUUACAAGAUCGUAUAUUACAAAUGGAAGAAACACAUUACUCAACAAAUGAAGAACUUCAAGCAACAAUACAAGAAUUAAGUGAUUUACAAGCACAAUUAACUGAAUUACAAACAGAUAAUGAAAGAUUAUCUGAAGAAAAAGGUGUAUUACUUGAAUCAUUGUGUCGACAAACUGAAAAAUUAGAAGAUUCAAGAACAAAAGUUGAUACAUUACAAGAAUUAUUAUUAAAAGAAGAUAAACCAGAUGAUUCAUCAAAAGGUUAUAAUACUGAACGUGAACAAAAACUUGUAGAUUUAUUAAAGAGUGCACAAGAAGAACGUGAAUCUUUAUUACAAAAACAAGAUGAAUUAACAGCUGAAUUAAAAUUAAUGAGAACAACAAAUGAAACAAGUACAAAUGAAGUAAAAUGUUUAAAUGAAAAAAUUCAACAUCUUGAAUUAGCAAUUGAUGCAUGUAAUAUUGAAAAAAAACAAUUAGAAAUUGAACUUGUUAAUGUGAGACAAGAAAGUGCUAGUAAAAGUAUAGAAAUGAGUAGAUUAACAACAUUAUUAGAUAAUGCUAGAUGUAAAAUUGAGGAGUUUGAACAAACACGACAACUUUGUAAUAAAAGUGAAGCUGAUGAAUUAUUAGAUACAGCUAGAAGAGAAAAAGAUACAUUAGAAACACAAGCUGCUGCAUUACAAGAACAAUUAUCUAGAUCACAUUGUGAUCAUGAUAGAUUAAAAGAUCAAUAUUCACAAUUACAAGAAGAAUACAAGGUUACAAGAAAUAAUGCUAAAUCAGCAAUUGAUGAUUUAGAAUAUCGUUUAUGUCAAUUAAAAGAUGAAAAAUUAUCAGUAACAACAAAAUUACAAAUUGCUCGUGAUUCACUAACUGAAUUACAAGCUCAAUGUCAACGUCAUCUUGAGGAUAAACGUGAAUUAAAAGCAGCAUUAAAUGAAUCACAACGACGUGAACGUGAAGCUCAAUUACGUCAAUAUGAAUUAGCACGUGAUUUAGAUGAAGAACGUAAAUUAAGAAAAGAAGAAUCAACUGAAUGGGAACAAUUUCAAAAUGAUUUACUAAUGACUGUUAGAGUUGCUAAUGAUUUUAAAACAGAAGCACAAUCAGAACUUGAACGUGUUGUUAUGGAAAAUAAAACACAACGUGAUAGACUCAGAUCACUUGAGGCACAACUUGAUAAAUUAAACAAAGCUACUCCAUGUUUGGUUGAGGACUCGUCAUCUCGAAAAAAUAAAAAUAAUAUUAUACUAAAACGUGGACGAACAAUUCUAAGAAAUCAAUACACUGAUCAAGAAAAAUCAUAUGUUAAAAAACAAAUAUUAACAGCUAAAAAUUUUAAUGAAAUUGAUGGUGUUAAAAGAAAAAAUAAUGAAUUAAUUUAUCGUAAUUUAUCUUGUCCAAAUAUUAUAAAUAUUAUUGAUGAAAAUAAUGAUGAUAAAUGUGUAAAAAAAUAUAAUUCAUUAGAUAAAAAAAAAUUGGUAAAUAAUAAAUAUUCAUUAUUAAAUAGUAUCAAAGGAAUUGAAGCUAUUGAAAAUAAUUCUUAUCGUAUUGAUGUAUCAAAUUCAAAAUUUUUUAUAUCACAUGAUGAUUUAUGUACAAAUGUCAGAAGAUCAAUGGACGAUUUAAAUUUUAAAGUUGAUCCGGAAAUGACAAAAAUAUUACGUCAAAGUGUACAAAAAACAAAUAUUAAUAAUGAUAAAUAUUUGACGAAUAAAUUUGAUAAAGAAUGUUUACAAUUUACUGAAGAAGAAAAAGUUGUUGUUACAAAGCCAACAAUUAUUAAUAAUAAUACAGAUGCCAAUGAAAGCUAUUUAAAUAAUCCAAGUCCUGCAAUACAAUCGAAAUUAUCUAAUGAUAAUAUUGAAAAUGAAACAUCAAUAGAUAAAAAUAAAUUAAAUAAAAAUGAUUCAUCAAGUAUAUUAAAAAUUCAUUCAGUUAAAUUUAAAGAUAAAACAUUAAAUGAUAAAAAAAAUAUUAAAAAUUCAAUAUCAUUAUUGCGAAAAUCAAGUUUUUCUAAUAUUUCUGAUAUUGAAAAUAAAUUAACAUCAAGAGAUGAUUGUUCUCGUACAUUGAAUUAUGAAAAAUCAGAUGUUUUUGUAAAUUCAAAAUUAUCGAGUCCAGUAAAGGGUAGAACUCAUUCAUUGAAAAAAAAAUUUGAAAGAAUUUUGGAGGAUAAAGAACUUCAGACAGGCCUUAAUCAAACAAAUACUCAGUCAGCACCACCACAACGUCCAGUUAGUGCACCAACAGAAACACAACAAAGUGUUUUAUCAAGUGUUCAACAAGAAAUGGCUGCUAGAAGAAAAGCAAAUUUAUCAAGACAAGAUUCAAGGCUUUCUGUUAAAUGUCUCAUUGAAAGUAUUGAAAAUGCUACAAAACAAGCAAAAGCAGGACCAGGAAGUCGUAGUAGUUCAACUUCAUCAUUAAAUUCCAUUGGAACAAAUGAAAUAAUAUCUACUAAAACUCCAUUAAGAGAUCAACAACAAAUUAAUAAUUUAAUUUGUCCAACAAAUACAACAAAUAACAAUAAAACACAAUCAACUGGUAACAAAAAACUAAAUCUAACAGAAUCUCAAAAAACAUCAGUACCAAGUUUGAGUCCUGGUGAAUUGCUUGAUUCAGCAGCAUUAAAUGCUAAAGCAAUUGAUUUUGUUCGUAAUAGUGUUACUGAUUUAUCAGAACGUAAAGAUCCAUUGUAUGGUCUUGUUAAAAAUGGUGGAUCAAAAAGAAAUGCAUUAUUAAAAUGGUGUCAAAAUAAAUCAGUUGGAUAUAGAAAUAUUGAUAUUACAAAUUUUAGUAGUUCUUGGAAUGAUGGAUUAGCAUUAUGUGCAAUAAUGCAUUCUUAUUUACCAGAUAAAAUUCCAUAUGAUUCAUUAACACCAUCAGAAAAAAGAAGAAAUUUUUCACUUGCAUUUACUGCUGCUGAAAGUGUUGGAAUUCCAACAACUUUGAACAUUGGAGAUAUGUGUCAACUAGAGAGGCCAGACUGGCAACAAGUUAUGACAUAUGUUACGAGUAUUUACAAACAUUUUGAAACCUAAUCAUCUAAAAUUUUUUUUUUCAUUUGGCAUUCGGUUAAUAAUGG